Messenger RNA from Brugia malayi, 123 nucleotides. RefSeq lists its product as uncharacterized. The transcript is spliced from 2 exons. Bases 1 to 123 code for a protein of 40 amino acids. The record is from RefSeq and is a predicted model, not a curated record. Lineage: Eukaryota; Metazoa; Nematoda; Chromadorea; Rhabditida; Onchocercidae.
AUGGAUCAAUUUCGGAACGAAGUUGAAAUGCGAAGUUUUGAGGAAACGAAAUAUUUGCGACGAAUGUCACAAAACAAUUUCACCAAAAGUUACAAUGAAAAAGGACGCAGAUUACAGUGCUAA